Messenger RNA from Jatropha curcas, 856 nucleotides. Its product is annotated as CASP-like protein 1F2. The record is from RefSeq and is a predicted model, not a curated record. Lineage: Eukaryota; Viridiplantae; Streptophyta; Magnoliopsida; Malpighiales; Euphorbiaceae.
UCUCUCUCUCUCUCUCUAUAAAUAUGCUAUUGUAGUUCCACCUCUUGCUAUUUUAAGGAUACACAUUGCAACGGAAGCUGCAACUAGUGCUAAAGAAAUGAAUAUUACCAAUAAUGCUAUUUUUGAAGUCAGGUCCUUAGGGUUUUCAUACCCAAUUCAACAAAAGAGAAGUUUUUUCGUGGCCCAGUUCAUGCUUAGGGCUUUAGCACUUUCUUUUCUUGUGGCUUCAAUCUCUGCCAUGGUUACUAGUAAACAAAAUGUCGUUGUCUAUGGAAUGAGCACUGAGGCUUUUAGCUACUCUUCUGCCUUCAAGUUCUCGCUUGGUGCAGAUUCAGUGGCGUGUGGCUUCUCCGGGCUAUCACUGGCUUUGUUUGCCUUUGUGAGCCGAUCUGUAUCUCAUCAUCCUCUGAAUUACUUUAACCUGUUCUUGCAUGAUUUGGUGAUGAUGGUGCUAUUGACUUCUGGAUGUGCAGCUGCAACAGCAAUAGCUCAUGUAGGUAGAUAUGGAGAAGAAAAGCAAGCAUGGAAUGCAGUCUGUGACUGUGUGGGAAAGUUUUGCAACAAAAUCUUGGUUUCUGUUGUCUUAUCAUAUUUGGGUUUCUUUUCCUAUAUUGCACUUACAUUUGUUUCUGCUUACCAACUCAUGUCUCCAUUUGCCAACCACAAAUAGUAAUUUAUAGUUUCAUGAUACAGAUAAAGUGUUGAUGAGGUGGUAAGUGACCUCAAUUCCCUGUAAAAAUGAGAAAAACCUUUAUGCUCUAGAGUUUGAGGGAAGGGGAUUACACCUUCUGAUUAUAUAAAAAAAAAAUAUUAUAGUUUUAUGAUGUUUUGCAGUUAUUAAUACAAAGUUAUAGUA